AAGGAACAAUCUGGAACAUCUCCACACACACACAGUGAAGGAACAUGGACCUCAGAGCAUCCCUCUCUCUCCUAGUGCUGUUGCUGGGUUUGUGUAAGGGUCUGGCCUUCAUGAUGGUGAGAGAUGGUGUUGACAUUGAAAAGCUUUUCGACGAUGCAGACAACGUGGACUUAACAACCCAGAUUCUGUCCGCUAACAAUGCCUCCAGUGAGCUUCUCGUGGAGGGCGAUAUUGCUGUUCCGCGACAGAGGAAUGCGUUAAUCUGCUCCUCCUGCAAGUGGAAGAAAUCUGCCAACGGCCUUGUCGAAGUGCCUGUGAUUGUGAGCCCUGAUUUCUCCGUCUAUGAAAGGAUGAAAAUCGAAAAGGCGAUGCUGACCUUCACAAAAGAGACCUGCAUCCGAUUUGUGCCUCGCUCAACAGAGGUUGACUACAUCAGCAUAGAGAACGGUAAAGGGUGCUGGUCCUACAUUGGGAGAGCAGGAGGCAGGCAGUUGGUGUCCUUGAACAGGGAUGAAUGCAUCUACAAUGGCCUCAUCCAGCAUGAGCUCAACCACGCCCUGGGCUUCUACCACGAGCACAACAGGGCCGACAGGGACCAGUAUGUGAAAGUCCACUGGGAAUACGUCGACCCAGACCAGGCUUACAACUUUAGAAAACAAUAUGGUAACACCAUGGGCACUCCAUAUGACUACACAUCUGUGAUGCACUACACCCGAACUGUUUUCACCACCGAGUAUGGAAAGGCAACGCUCACCCCCAUCCCUGACCCGGACGUCCCCAUUGGCCAGAUACAGGGUCUCUCCCCCACUGACAUCCUGAGGAUCAAAAAGCUGUAUGAAUGCUGAUUGGAGCAAAUCAUCAAAACAGGAAUGGCGAUUGUUGACUAAACAUAAAAGAACAUAUCUCAAACCUGGAGACAAUUGUGCUGCCUCUCACAACUGUGGUGAA
Alosa sapidissima (American shad) is the source of this 948-nucleotide messenger RNA. RefSeq names its product hatching enzyme 1.2-like. The record is from RefSeq and is a predicted model, not a curated record. Gene Ontology annotation, biological process: proteolysis. The coding region runs from base 45 to 845 and encodes 266 amino acids. The transcript has 8 exons. Gene Ontology annotation, molecular function: metalloendopeptidase activity; zinc ion binding. NCBI's taxonomy places the organism in Eukaryota, Metazoa, Chordata, Actinopteri, Clupeiformes, Clupeidae.